Messenger RNA from Dermacentor silvarum, 1292 nucleotides. Its product is annotated as prenylated Rab acceptor protein 1. The transcript has 6 exons. Bases 325 to 921 code for a protein of 198 amino acids. Gene Ontology annotation, cellular component: Golgi apparatus. The record is from RefSeq and is a predicted model, not a curated record. NCBI's taxonomy places the organism in Eukaryota, Metazoa, Arthropoda, Arachnida, Ixodida, Ixodidae.
UCAGCAGUAAAUCUAUUCACUUCUGUCGCUGUUAAAACAAAUGUUAUGUCGCAAUACCAUCCUCUGUUAGCACCCAAAAUCACCGCUACGAGUGCUGCGACGUGUUCUCUUUCUGAGAAAAUCUUCACCCUAUUUUGUACUAAGCGCAGAGAGUUCGGGAUUAAUGACAAACGAAAAUGACUGUGCGCGCGAAACGAAACUGACACGCACGCACGUCUUCUAGAUUUCGUCGUCGUGAACUAAAAUCAACUGCUUUAUUUUCAGGCGCAGUCCACAGAAGAAAACUGACGGUGUUUUUAACGAAUUUGCGCGAGUGUCGACAGCAUGGAUGCCAAGGGAGACACUAUCAACUUGGAUUUAAGCCAACUUACUGGCGAGAUUGUUGCUGUAGUCGAUGAGGACCAGAAAAGCAAGCCAGGCCUGUUGCCAACCAGUCCUGCUGCGGCAAAGGAAUGGCUCUCGCAGAAGAAGCAGACCAUUCGUCCAUGGAAGCAGUUCAUCAACUUUAACCGAUUUAGGGCGCCCAAAAACAUUGCCGAUGCAUCCGCCAGAGUUGUCCGGAAUGUUGAACACUUUCAGAGCAACUACCUCUUUGUCUUCAUUGGCCUCAUCUUGUACUGCAUACUGACCUCUCCUCUCUUGCUGAUUGCCAUAGUGGCUGGUAUGGGAGGUGCAUACAUCAUUCGACUGAAGAGUGCUGAAGGCAAAAUCAAACUGUUCAAUAAAGAGCUCAGUGUGAUCCAGCAGUACUGUAUACUGGGCAUGCUGUGCUUUCCGAUAUUCUAUGUGGCUGGAGCUGGAUCAGCUGUCUUCUGGGUUCUUGGUGCAUCCUUCUUCACGAUCAUGCUGCAUGCAACAACGUAUGCCAUCGAAGCAUCACCUCCAGAGGAAAGCUUUGAAUUGCAGUUGCAGACAGUGUAAAAAUGCCAAAGUGAGAAAGAAAAGGCAGGUUCGAAACAUGUGUGUCUGGUUUGGCUGCAUUGACACAGUGGACCAUGGCUGGAGAAUGCAUGGAGCUCCACGCUUGACCCAGACCUGAAUGUUCAGGGAAAACCUUCGCAACAUUUUGUUUCCUUUAGUAGUUGCAGAAUUAGGAAUCUCCCUCAUUGUAUGAAGGGCUGUGGAGACAAAAAUUCAAGCUCUUUAUAUUUGCUUGAUAUUGCCAAGAUUAAAUCUGUCAGGGGCUGUGUAACUCUUUGCGAUUUGUUAGUUUCGUUUUAUGCUUGUUGUUACUGCCCGUUUAUAAUGGCUCAAAGAUUUAUUCAAUAAAUUGUUUUUGUUGCAAAAAUAAA